CAACGCUCAAGCAGAGGAAGAAGACGUAUCUUGUUUACCAGCCUGAUCAUUAUUCAAACUCAGAUCACUGGUUAUCACUCGUUAUCUACGCCUGUUUUUUGUUUUAAUUAAAACAACGUUCCUUAUCAUAAGUUUUGCUACCCAAUUUCAUUACGAGCAAGGUGGUUCUACAUUGGUCGGCUUUAUCGGAACAAACGAAAGUUCACCGGGCGCGAAUUGAUAGUCAUUACCGGAGCAACUUCCGGAAUAGGAUUAGCUUUGGUUCAGGAACUUUCCUCCAGGAAUUGUCACCUAGUUCUGGGCUGUCGCAGCCUAACUAGCGGCAUUCUGCUUCGGAAGCAACUUGAGCGGCAAAGUGGUCCGGAUAUAACGGUGGACAUUUUUGAACUGAAUCUGAGCAGCUUGAAAAGCGUCGUUCGAUUUGUGGACAACGUCUCCAAUCUGCGAAAACCGAUAUACGCUUUGGUCAAUAACGCAGGAAUAUUCUAUGCCCGCCCUGGCCUGACGGUUGACGGAAUCGAGCAAACUUUCCAGGUGAACUUUCUAAGCCAAUAUUUGCUAACUAUAUUGUUGCUGCCAAAACUGAAGCAGUAUCCUGACAACAGCCGGGUGAUAAUCGUGUCUUCAAAGGCUCACCAAGCGAUUGAUCGAUUUCCUGAUUUGGAGCUCCAUCGAGAGUUUGACGACUGUUCGGCUAAUCGUUUCAGAGCUUAUCAGUACAGCAAGUUCAGUUUAGUUACUUUUGCUCACAAGCUCUCAUCGAUAUUGGAAAACUCCAGCGUGUCCGUUCACUGCGUCGAUCCUGAGAACGUUGAGACCAACAUCUACAGAAGUUUUCCGCCCUUAUCGAACAAGCUCCUGUUUUAUUUGCAAAAGCCUCUAAGGUUUUUCUUGAUCAAAACUCCAAGAGAGGGGGCUCAAGGUUUGCUGUAUGCAAUUCUUUCCCCAGAGGUCCCAAGGUUCUACAUCGUAAAACAUUACUCUAAUUUGGACGAGCAGCAAGAAGUGAAUCCUCGAGUCUACAAUCCUAUCGUAGGGGACACAUUAUGGAAGCUGAGUCGUCAACUGUGCCGCGAGCAUCUCCUGGAGAUGAUCUAGUGCCGAAAGUUUGGAGAAACGAUGUCAAAGGAUUGCGUAAAGAGUUGAUCAGCUUCCGGUUCAUAUCCUUGGACAAACCAACCCUAGAAGCCCGUUGUCUGAUAAAAGUGAGCGAGGUAAGCGAUCUCGCUAGCAAGGAAUCCAAAAUACUCAUCCAGUGCGUAACAAUCCCUGAACAAUGGGUCACCAUUGGAAGUGGCCUGUCUCCCAUCGAUUGCUACGUGGAACUUUUCCUCAUGGAAAUGCUACCCAACGAGAAAAGUAAAUGUACCAUCACAUGUAAAGAUCACCUGCAAAUUAGCUUCGUCCUCGAGUUGUUACAAGUCGAAACCCCGGUUCUCCACUUUACCAAAUCUCCCAAAGAAAACCUCUGCCUGGCUAAGAAAUACAAAGAGAACGGAGUGAAAAUGUUCCCCAAAUACCCACUAUUUGCUCACGCAUACUUCAACCGCGCUGCCAAAUGUCUACUCUCCUGCGAACCGCUGGAAGCUUUGGACCCUGAACGAGAGGGAGCGGACACCAUCAGCGAGAUGCAAGCCCUGUUGGAAACGCUUUACCUCAACAUUUCUGCCUGCCUAAUCAAGGAACAACGCUUUGACGAUGUGCUUCAAAUCUUGAAGUUCGUAGAUCGUAAGGAAAACCCUUCGGAAAAGGCCAUCUACCGGUUGGCGCUGGCUCAGUUCCACGUCGAACAGUAUCCGGAAGCCAUCAAAACUCUGAAGAGAAUCGAUUACGCCGCCAGCAAGGAGUGCGCGGCUUUGUACCAGCGGAUCAAAACCUCGUGGCAGCAGGAUCAGAGCAAGUAUAAUAAUAUGGUGAAGAAAAUGUUUGGCUAAUUGGUAUAAAGUAUAAAGUCCCUAUUAUCUAUGAGGUAAGAUUUGAAGACACUUUGAACAUUCGUCAUUUCAUGUUAAGAUUGUUUGUAUGAAAGUUAAAAAUGAAUGGUAUGACGCGUAAUUAACGGAUUAUCCAUAAUCAUUGCUUUGUAAAAUUAUUGUAACUCUCUUAAAAAGGAUAUGCGAAUAACAUACUAUUAUUUUUUCGAAA
Molecule: messenger RNA, 2145 nt
Organism: Aedes aegypti (yellow fever mosquito)
Lineage: Eukaryota; Metazoa; Arthropoda; Insecta; Diptera; Culicidae
Product: retinol dehydrogenase 12
Exons: 3
Coding region: 1047-1934 (295 amino acids)
Molecular function (GO): protein binding
Source: RefSeq, a predicted model, not a curated record